Messenger RNA from Diorhabda carinulata, 2457 nucleotides. RefSeq lists its product as uncharacterized. The transcript has a single exon. NCBI's taxonomy places the organism in Eukaryota, Metazoa, Arthropoda, Insecta, Coleoptera, Chrysomelidae. The record is from RefSeq and is a predicted model, not a curated record. The coding region runs from base 82 to 2022 and encodes 646 amino acids.
CUCAUGUCAAACAGCAUUGUCAAUAGGACGUAAUUAUUCAUUUUAAUUUUUUUGUUUUCAAAAUUGUAGUGGUUCGCAAAUAUGUCUCGAAUUCCUAAAACAAGUGGUAUUCCAUCUCGUCUAGUAUCGGCAUCAGCUACAUUUACCAAAAACCAACCAGGGGAAAAUGUUACACACACCACGCAAAGAACUAGAGUAGCUCAAGUGCAGUCAUGUUGUGGUUCUGGUACAGGAGAAGCCCAAGCUCCAUCUACAAAUCUACCACAACCAAGAACGAGUCAAUUGCCACAAUCACGUUUACCACCUCCAUGUUGUUCAACUCAAAAGGCACGACAACCUUGCGCUCCUAAAGGAAAUCAAACAGGUAUACCUCCACCUAGGUCAAUUGCUCAACCUGGAUUUAGUAGACCUCCUGCCCAAACAGGAAUAUCGAAAUUGAGACCCCCUCAACCUGGAUUUAGUGGACCUCCUGUCCAAACAGGAAUAUCGAAAUUGAGACCCCCUCAACCCUCAGCUACUGCUCAGAGUCGUAGCUUAAGUGCACCUUCUUCUUCCCGUCAAACCAAUUUACCAACAAUGCAAAAAUCGGUACAAGAAUCUUCUAGACAAACUGUUGGUGCACAAGAAGGAUCAAAAAAUUUAACUUGCAGGAAAGAAACAAUGUUACCUAAAUCAGCGUUGAAACCACCGGAAAAAAUAGAAAGUAAAAUAAAAAGCAGUCUUUUAAAUAAAUCUUUGGCGAAACCUCGUGUCAAGGUAACGGCAAAAGCUAAACAGAUCACACAGGCACCAGCUGAGAGUAUGGAAACGCCAAAAGGAAUUGAGCCUGUAUUACAGAAAGCCGUUUUCGAAAAGCGAAUAGAGAGAGAUGAAAGAGGGGAGUCUCUUAUUAAGAAUCUCAAGCUCUCAAAACUCAACGAUCAAAAUGAAAUGGACCAAGUAGAAAUGGGUAUUCAACAAUUAGAUCCAAAUUUUCCAUCAAUGAAAUCUCGAGAGAUUGUGGGAGUUACCAGUACUAUUUCUGUAACGCCUUCAUACGCGACGGUCUCCAGAGAUUACGUUAGAGCUUUAACAGAAGAAAAAGAAGAUAUAGGCAUGUCUCCAGAGGAAGUAGCAAAAUUAGUUGAAGAAGAAAAGGAAGAUGUAGAUAACACCUUGAAAAUGAUUCCUCCCGAUUUAAUGUUAUCUCCAGGAAAAUACGAGAUGAAACAACGUUUACAACAAUUGAGAUUAAACUCCGAGUCAGUGGCUCUUUUAGAACAGUCCAUAAUACAACCAGAAAUUACUGCAGAUGAGGCUCAGUCAGAGCCAUCUCCAGAAGCUGUAGCAACUGUAAUGCACACCGUAGAAACCGGAAUCACUCCAGAUGCUACUCCGGAUCAAGUUUUUAACUCCUUAUUUCGAGAACCCCCCAAUGAGCAUUUCAUAAAUCUUAGUUCGGUAACUCCAGGUCCUCUGCAAGAUGUAGUAGUUCCCACUGAUAUACCUAAGGAAAUUCACAAGGAAGCCGUUACUAAUGAGAUGUCUAAAUUAACAGAAAAAUUAAAUAAUAUUCAACCUGGAGAUAUUCCUUACGUAGAUAUUUUCACUAAAGUGAUGUCUUACGAACAAAAAUCUCCGGUAAAGGGUAAAAACUUACCACGUACUUUCCAAAAAAUUUCGGAUGAAAAAUCUCUAUGGGUAAAUGCGGAUUUAGAACAUCUCGUGAAUGUAGUUGGUGCAGAACCUGCAGAUAUACUAGAUCCAUUCAACUUGGAUGAAUUAGAAAAAUCUGAGAAUUUAGAAGCCGAAAUGGCAAAUGGUCUCGAAUAUUUCCUUGAAGCUAAUCCAAUUCAAUAUAUGAAUAGAGUUCAAUUACGAGGAACACAAAUGCCAACGUACUUUCCUGGUUAUAUGGUGGCCGUUCCAGAUUUUCCAGAUCUGAUGAAAAUUGUAAAAACUCCAGAUGAAGUGUUUGCUAUCGCGUGGAAAUCGGUACAACCAAAGUAUUUCGACGAGGAAUCUAUGGUAUCUUUUAUGUGAUUCAUUUUUGACGAAACUAGUUAUAGUGUAUUAUAUUCUCUAGUAUGGUGAUGAAAUGAAGACUGCAUUUGAUAUUAAAGACAAUUUGAUAGGAGCUUGGCAGAGUUCAAAACAAAAAAUUGUACAAAAAAUGAUACAAACUCAUGAUAUGAAAAAAGUUAUUUAAGCUGAAGUUCCUCAAUUUCAUUAUGAAACUCCUGAAAAUAGAAAACGCAUUUGUUUUGUAAAGUUUUUUAAUGCAUCCUUCAAGAGUGCUAUGAAAAGAUUAUGUCCCGUUAUCUGGUACAGGUGAUAUUUUUCAAGAUUUUCAUAAACUGUUAUUGCUACUCGAUUAUGGCCAGUAUUACCCUCACCUAACAAAAACAAUGUGAUUUUUUUGCUAAAAUUACUUUCUAAUAUGUUUUGGCGAUUCUGCACAUAUACAUUUUCUCAUAA